AUGUCAACGCCACAAACUACAUCGAUGCCAAUAGAUUUAGCGUCGAAAGAUGUGUCGGCUAUGGACUUGCGAAGCUCGUUGAUAGGAAAUAGGGAUCUAAAGUUUCGCGUAUUGAGCGAUACUAGACUUACUCUGCAACUAGUAGACACAUUUCGGGAGUCAGUUCACAGCCUAACCACCAGCACCAGGGCUAUUGGCGGUGAGGGAAACUUUGAAAUACUACAGCAGGUAGAGGAGAAUGUGGUUGUCAUUCAAAUUUUGGUAUCUUUUAUUCUGGAAUUAAAACAACUUCAAAUGCUUCCCUUGGAAUUCUCACCAGAUGUGGUAAAACCACUUAGCUCGUCAUUGAUGGAAUUCCUCAAUUUCCACAUCAAGGCGCUCGCCAGCUCCAAUAACAUGAUCAAUGAUGCACACAUGAAAACCAUAGAAACAUGUGCAAUCAGCUCCCUUGAAAUUCUAAUGAUACUUGCCAACUUAACAGGCGCAGGCCCUCAUGAAUAUUCCCAACCAUUAUGGAGGUACAUUCUCUCUUCUGCAUUGACUGCCAUGGACUCUUGGACUGACACGUCCAGCUAUUUCGAUAGCAUCCUUCAACUAGUACCCCUGUGCUUGGCCACCUUCACGAUAUCCUCCACCGAUUUCCACUUAGUAGCAGUUCUACUAAAUACUUUGUUGGUUCGCUUGGGCAAACAAUGUUCGGUUGAUUCCGAAAAGGCUCGGGAUUCCACGUCGCUUUCGUCUAUCACGACUUGCGCUGCUCAAAUAUUCGGUUUCUUUGAGUCCAAAAGCUUUCUGCCCGGUGGGCUAGAUAUGGUCUUUCCUCUUUUGCCCAAUAUCUUCAAAUUCUUGCUGGUAUGCAUCAAAUCCAGUGAUCAUGCCUCGGUUCUUGCAUCAUUAAACUUGUAUUUCUUCUUGGUGAAGGCUCAGGAAGCACACCAAUCUAGCGGAGAACUUCAUGGCCGGGUUGAAUCUUUUGAGUUAAUCGUUCCCAAGGCCACAGAAAUGCUGAUUCAUGAAUCUGUCAGUUCUAAUAUCAAGCGCCUCUAUUUGUUGUCCCCGACAAGAAUAUUGUCCAACAUAUGCCUCCAGUACCCGCGUGUAACUGACGAUAUUCGAAAGACCAGCUUGGAUAUUGAAAUCAUGAAAAAGCUUGAGGCAAAUUAUGUCAGUAAUCAAACGUUCAAGCUCUUCUCUAGCCUUAAAAAGAAGUCUAAUGGCGGAACAAAGAUAGUGGAUUUUUCGCCAUUUUUGGAGCUUGAUUCAACCAACGUUCAAGAGAUUUCAGACUUUUUACUUUUUUUGAGUGUUUUCACUAGUGAAAAAGAAGAACACAGAGAAAGAGUUCUCAGUUAUGGUAAUGAUGAGAAGCAGAAGAGCCAGAUCCUUCCAAAGCUCUUAUUCGAGACAGUGGACAACUUUAGGUUUCUUUUGCUUCAGUUCCAUCUAGUACACUCAGUCAUGAACUCACAAGACAGCAACAAUUGCAUCCAGGGUCCUGAUCUUCCAUUUUUCGGAAACAAUAUGGGUAUAAUAACCAGGUUGUUAGCUAGUUCAUGCUUCACUAACAAUUUUUACCUUAUCAGGUCCUUAUCUAGAUCGGUUUCGCUCCUCAGGACUUUCUUCGUCGAAUGCAACGCUCUCAUCAGCCUUAUAGGUUCCAAGCCCCAAAGGAACUCCGAUCCUUUCAUUGAUAGAUUCGACACUCCCCAUCAUUCAGGGGGCUUAAUUUCGAACAUUUUGUUUUCUCUUCGUGACACAGAAGCUGGCGGCGAUUUGAUGGAGCUGUAUUCUCGUAUGAGUUCACCUGUGAGUUUCAUGCGCUCUUGUCGAAAGAUUCAAAUGCUAAACAAGUCUAUUGUCUUGGGCAUCAUUGCAAACUUUGUGCUCGAUUUCAGCUCUUUCAGAUAUGAUAUUGUUAACGACCAAGAAUUUAUUGAGCACCUAGAGUACAUUUACACUCGAGCCACUCUGCACAGUGUUGAGUCUCUGUCUGGAGAUGACUUGGAGGGCGAAGAGAACAUUUUGCAAAUGGAAACAAUUCAGUUGAACGUUUUGCAGAUCAUCAAGAACUACAUGUACAACGAAAAUCAAGAAAACAAGAUUGAGAUGUUGUCUUAUUUUAAGCUUUCCACCAUCUUUGAUAAAACACUCAUUGGAGUAACCAACGAAUGGAAGAACAAGAAAAUAUCUGCAGAAGUGAGACAAUUGUUAUUAAAGCAAAAGAUUGUGGCCUUUGACAUCUUGAGAAAUUUGACCGCUGGCUCUCCCCAUUUCAGUGAGCACCUAACAGAGGUAUUUGAGAGAGAUUACUUGACCUCGAUUCCUUCACUGUCUGGAGCUCCUCGUGAUUGGACCGAAUACUUAAUACGAAAUAUUGUGAACUACGACCUUUUCGAUCCUAAUGCUGGAGAUGGAGACGAUUUUAAGAACGACGAGGUAUUAUUGAGCCGGAUGAACGAUGGAGAUUAUGUCUCCCUUCUUUUAGCUGUCAAUUACAUUGAAGACCAUCGCUUCACUAAUAUGGAAAGCUUCGUUGGCUAUGAUCUUCCUCGUGAUGAGUUGUUGCACAUAUGGUUGCGGUUCUUGAAACUAUAUGUCAAUACCGACGCUGAAGGUGAUCUUGAUUUGAACACAAGGGUAGCCAUAAGUAAUGGUUUGAAUUCUAUCAAGCUCCUGAUAGUAUGGAUCAUAAUCAAUUUGACCUGGAAAGAUGAUAUGGUGGGCUAUCAAUACCCUUCGGAAACUUCUUACAGGCUAUACGAUACAGUUCAAGGUGGAAGACAUGGAGGCGGAGCGGCAGCCCCAAUCGACACAAUAGAGAUAGAUGUCGAUGAUACAGAAGAGGGUAAACCGAAGGAUAGCAACAGCAAUCAGCAUGUCAUGAGUUCUCCGCUUCAGCGAGCUCGCUAUCUCAGACGAUUUGGAUUUGCUAAGGCACUUGAAAUGCUAAACGACAGUUUGACUCGCGGGACUAAGAAGGCAAAAGAUGCUAAUGGUGGAAAUUCAGCAGGCCGAUCUGUUUCUCCUGGGCAGAGAUUUGACGAUUUUGUCAGCAAUGAUUUGCUUGAAAAGGUCAAGACUGCUCAAUUUCAGCUCCAGCUGGUAAAAGUCAACAACGGCACCAAGCUGGCCUCUGAAAAAAGUUCCUACAAGAGUUUACCGGCGGCUACCUCAGGACAUACUCAUCGGCCAGAUGUAAAUAGAGGAGGCGAAGGUUUUGGCUACGGAUCGGAUGAAGAGUAUGCUGAUGCCUACGAGCACUCUCGUGGCAGCGACCAUGACGUCAGUGACAAUCAAAGCGAUGAAGUACGCAUGGAAAGUGCUGCUGAAGAUUCCGAGGACGAGCCGUGGAUUCGUUAG
Messenger RNA from Meyerozyma guilliermondii ATCC 6260, 3360 nucleotides. RefSeq lists its product as uncharacterized. NCBI's taxonomy places the organism in Eukaryota, Fungi, Ascomycota, Pichiomycetes, Serinales, Debaryomycetaceae. Gene Ontology annotation, biological process: proteasome-mediated ubiquitin-dependent protein catabolic process. The coding region runs from base 1 to 3360 and encodes 1119 amino acids. Gene Ontology annotation, cellular component: GID complex. The transcript has a single exon. The record is from RefSeq and is a predicted model, not a curated record.